AUGGAGCCCAUGGCACUGGUCCCCCAGGAUCCCCAUCGCCACCGCGAUGCGUCCCCCCUUGCCGCACCUCGCGCACGCGCGACGCCUGCCGCCGCCGUCGUGGGCUGGAGCCGAGGGCAGCAGCUGACGGAGAGAAGGAAGCGAAGGGGACUCCGGAGCACGCGGUGGCGACUUGGACAAGGACAAGGAGGGAGGCGCCCGGAGCUGAGGGAGGAAGAGGGAGGGAGGCCGGAGGUGGAGGACAAGGCCGGCCGCAGGAGGAGGAGGGCGGGGGAGGUGUGGUCGGAGGUGGAGGACGAGGCCAUCCAUGGGAGGAGGAGGGCGGGCGAGCCGCGGGAGGAGGUCGAGGACGAGGCCGGCCGCGGGAGGAGGAGGAUGGGGGAGGCGUGGCCAGAGGUGGAGGACGAGGCCAGCCGCGGGAGGAGGGCGGGGGUGGCGAGGAGGCUGGCCGCGGGAGGAAAGCAGGAGGAGGGUGGGUGGAUCUGCGGGAGAGGAGCUAUUGGAGAGAUGGGAGUGGCGGCGGAUCUGAGGGAGGGAGAGGGAGGCGUCGGGGGAGGCAGGCGCGACCGGGGGAGGGAGAGGGAGGAGUGA
Messenger RNA from Setaria italica (foxtail millet), 591 nucleotides. RefSeq lists its product as uncharacterized. The record is from RefSeq and is a predicted model, not a curated record. NCBI's taxonomy places the organism in Eukaryota, Viridiplantae, Streptophyta, Magnoliopsida, Poales, Poaceae. The transcript has a single exon. The coding region runs from base 1 to 591 and encodes 196 amino acids.